AGUGUGGUGAAGGCUAUAAAAUAAAACGCAAGAAAGUGGUCGAAGUUCAUUUGACAUCAGAGGUCUGACCAGUUUUUUAGUUCUCUUCGCUUUUCCAAUUGAUCAGAGUCAAAAUGAGGCUGUGUGUGUUUUUGGCGUUCGCCUGUGUGUUGCUGCCAGCAGUGUGUGGGAUAAGGUGUUUCACCUGCUGGGGUGUGAACCCUGGCCACUGCAACGAUGUGUGGAGCUGUGCUCCCCAUUUCGACCGCUGUGCCACCACCAUUGUUGCUGAAAAUUUGAUCACCAAAGAAUGCAUGAGAAGCGACAUGUGCGAUAAUGUUUACUCUAAUGGUCUCCGAUGCUGUUCUGGAGACCUGUGCAACGGAGCACAACAUGCUGGGGUCUUUGUCCCUCCCCUCCUCGCACCCUUAGCCAUCAUAACACUCUUCAUUUGAAGCUGAACAUUCUCAUCGCUACAUUCAUCGUGUGCUGCUUCGAGUGUUCAGAAGUGGAGGAGUCAUGAUGGUGCUCUUUUAGAGGCGCUGAUGAUAGCAGAAAUGUAUUUGGAGCCCUCUAAAGAAGCCUGAUCUAAAAUCCUGAUUUGCUACUGAAAAUGUGUCCUUUUCACACUGUAUAUCUGUAUAUCUACUCUUAUUUUGUACUCACUCACACAUGUAACAGUACCAUGUAUUUUAGAAUAUCUCAAUAUGUAUAGUCUGCAAUAAAUAUGGAUAAUACAUUCACAUUUUUUGAAAGUUUGACCAUUUUUGCACAUAUCUUAACAAUUAUUUUGCUGCACCUUCUUUUCCCCUUUAUAGUCUUUUCUCUUAUUUAAAAAAAAAACAAAAAAAA
This is a messenger RNA of Acanthopagrus latus (yellowfin seabream), 831 nucleotides long. Its product is annotated as CD59 glycoprotein-like. The record is from RefSeq and is a predicted model, not a curated record. NCBI's taxonomy places the organism in Eukaryota, Metazoa, Chordata, Actinopteri, Spariformes, Sparidae. The coding region runs from base 114 to 434 and encodes 106 amino acids. The transcript is spliced from 3 exons.